AGACACGUAACGGUACAGGACGGCCUGAGUCUGACUGGAGACCCUGACAGUGAAGACCGGCUGAGAGGAGACUAGCAAAACCAGCCGGACUGGAGCACAUUCUGAGGGGACAUUACAGACUCCCUGAGUAUUAAAGGACACCUUCACUGGGCAGGGAGGUUUUGCAGUGCUGCUGUUCAACUCGCCAUCAGCAUUUUCUCUCUCCUUAGGUCUGAAACUAUUGAUUCCUGCACAGAGUUAAAACAGAAGACCAAAUAUAGAAAUGGUGUUCAGAGGCACAGUAACAGAUGCUCCAGACUUUGAUCCAGCUGCCGAUGCUGAGGCUCUUUACAAUGCUAUGAAAGGCAUCGGCAGUGAUAAAGAGGCCAUAUUGGAUCUGGUCACCUCAAGAAGCAAUGCACAAAGACAGGGAGUCAUUACAGCGUAUAAAUCCAGCUUUGGAAAGGACCUGAUUGAGGAUCUGAAGUAUGAGCUGACUGGCAAGUUUGAGCGUCUCAUCGUCAGUCUGAUGAGAACACCAGCCUACCAUGAUGCCAAAGAGAUCCAUGAUGCAAUCAAAGGAGCUGGAACCAAUGAGAGAUGCCUUAUUGAAGUAUUGGCAUCCAGAACCAACAAACAGGUUCAUGAGAUGGUUGCAGCUUACAAGGAUGCCUAUGGAAGCGAUAUCGAGGAAGAUGUAAUCACUGACACUUCAGGUCAUUUUAAGAAAAUGCUGGUUGUUUUACUGCAGGGGACCAGAGAUGAGUCAGGGGUCGUGGAUGCAGACUUGGUGGAGCAGGAUGCACAAGACCUUUAUGCAGCUGGAGAGGAGCAAUGGGGCACAGAUGAGGCCAAAUUCAUCAUGAUCCUGGGAAGCCGCAGCAUUACCCACCUACGCAUGGUUUUUGAUGCAUAUGAGAAGAUCGCAGAAUGCUCCAUAGAGGACAGCAUAAAGAGCGAGCUGUCUGGAGACUUUGAGCGGCUCAUGCUGGCUGUUGUUCAGUGUAUAAGAAGUGUUCCGAUGUUCUUUGCCAAACGCCUUUACUGGUCAAUGAAGGGUCUGGGUACAGCUGACAACACUCUGAUCAGGAUCAUGAUUUCUCGCUCUGAAAUAGACAUGUUGGACAUCAGAGAGUGCUUCCGUUUAAGAUAUGAGAAGUCUCUUUAUAACAUGAUUAAGGAUGACACAUCAGGGGAUUACAAAAGGACCCUGCUGAAUCUGUGUGGAGGGGAUGACGACUUAGCUGGAGAGUUCUUCCCUGAAGCUGCUCAGAUAGCCUACAAGAUGUGGGAAUUAAGUGCCAUGACCAAAGUCCAGCUUAAACCAACAGUCCGUCCUGCAUCCAGCUUUGACCCUGCUGCUGAUGCACAAGCACUGAGGAAAGCUAUGAAGGGAUUUGGAACCGAUGAAGAUGCAAUCAUUGACAUUGUUGCACAGAGAAGCAAUGCUCAGAGGCAAGAGAUCAGACAGACCUUCAAAUCUCUUCUGGGAAGGGAUCUUAUGAAAGACCUCAAAUCUGAGCUGUCAAAGAACUUGGAGAGGCUGAUCAUUGGGCUUAUGUUGACGCCUGCAGAGUUUGAUGCCAAAAUGAUGAGGAAAGCAAUGGAGGGUGCUGGGACAGAUGAACAUGCCCUCAUUGAGAUACUUGUCACCAGGAGUAAUGAGGAAAUACAUGCCAUGAACGCAGCAUAUCAGGGAGCCUACAAGAAGUCUAUGGAGGAAGCCAUUCAGUCUGACACAUCAGGCCACUUCUGCCGCAUUCUUAUUUCUCUCGUACAGGGUGCAAGAGAGGAAGGGCCAGCAGAUGUAGAAAGAGCCAGCACAGAUGCUCAGGAUCUUGCAGAUGCAUGCAUUGCAGAGUCAGAUGACAUGGAGAUGAAGUUUAUGAGUAUCCUGUGUACCAGAAGCUUCCCCCAUCUAAGGAGAGUAUUCCAGGAGUUUGUCAAAUGCACCAACAAGGAUAUUGAACAGAUUAUCAAGAAGGAGAUGUCAGGAGAUGUCAAAAAUGCCUUUUAUGCAAUUGUUCGCAGUGUAAAGAACCAGCCCUCUUAUUUUGCAGACCGGUUGUACAAAGCCAUGAAGGGCCUUGGGACGGAUGACAGAGCACUGAUCCGCAUCAUGGUGUCCCGCAGCGAGAUUGACCUUUUCAACAUUCGGAAAGAGUUCAAGGAAACACACGAUGCCUCUCUCCAUGAAUUCAUCCAGGUAGAGACCAUGCUCGGCGAUACCUCAGGAGACUACCGUAAAACCUUGCUUUUGCUCUGUGGAGGUGAAGACUAAACUUUCUCACGUCUCUGCAGCUCCUGCUGAGACGUGAGACCUCAGUUAAAAAAAAACACGAGACAAGCCUGAUCACAGAGUGAAACUGUGGUGGUUGACAUCAAUAUCUAAUAUCAGUGUCUUUUAACUGCUGCUACUCACACCUCAGCCAAACCUUUGACCUCCCAACUGUCCCAAGCUAGUUUUGCGUUUAUGUUUUAUUAUCCAGUCUGUCAGGAUGAUUUUUCCUUCUUUUUUACAGAGUAAAAUAUUUAAAAAGAAGAUGGCCAUGUGAGUGUGGGAAGGUGCUUCAACUGUACUGCAUAUUGUAAAAUUGGAGAGUCAAAUAGUGCCUUUAAAUUCAGGCCGUCCAAAGAGUUCUGUGAUUUUAAGGUGUCAUAAAUACUUGAAUAAAAGGAUGAAAAAUA
Messenger RNA from Cheilinus undulatus (humphead wrasse), 2667 nucleotides. It is a transcript of the gene anxa6, whose product is annotated as annexin A6. Gene Ontology annotation, molecular function: calcium-dependent phospholipid binding; calcium ion binding; chondroitin sulfate binding. The coding region runs from base 263 to 2260 and encodes 665 amino acids. Gene Ontology annotation, biological process: neural crest cell migration; plasma membrane repair; apoptotic signaling pathway. Gene Ontology annotation, cellular component: focal adhesion; cytoplasm. NCBI's taxonomy places the organism in Eukaryota, Metazoa, Chordata, Actinopteri, Labriformes, Labridae. The transcript is spliced from 25 exons. The record is from RefSeq and is a predicted model, not a curated record.